Molecule: messenger RNA, 2338 nt
Organism: Arabidopsis lyrata subsp. lyrata
Lineage: Eukaryota; Viridiplantae; Streptophyta; Magnoliopsida; Brassicales; Brassicaceae
Product: transcription factor GTE2
Exons: 3
Coding region: 194-1924 (576 amino acids)
Molecular function (GO): protein binding
Source: RefSeq, a predicted model, not a curated record
UAUUUUUCCUCGUCCUCCUCGCCAAACAAUAAUCCUCUUCUUUCUUCCGAUCGCCGGAAUUGUUUUUCCGGUGGUGUUUAUUUCUCACUUUAACGUUUGUAAGUUAUACAAGGAUCAGAUCAAAGGUCUGAUUCCGGCGGAGAGAGAAGAGAUUCUAUCCCUCUGAUAUGAUCUUGUGCCCUUCGAUUUUUGUAUGGCACCUACGGUUUUGGCUAACCUAAACGAACCGUUGUUUCUGGGACAAUGUGGCGCCGUUUUUAUGAGGAAAUACACAAACCAACCCCUUUCCGGUGAUAUCAACAAUCCUCUUUUCAACCCUAACCCUAACCCUAACUCAAUCUCCGCUUACGGGAACAAUUCGAGCAAGCAUUUCGAUGAUUCGUUAGCUUGUGGAGAUUACGUAUCCUUUGAUCUUGAUGGGUACACCUCGAAUCAGCUCAGGGAGCUGAAGAAGCGUCUCAAUUCGGAGCUCGAGCAAGUUCGGUUCCUGAGAGAAAGGAUCGAAUCCGGUACGUUCGUGAGCGGCUCUGUUUAUACUAGUCAAGCUCGUAGCUUUGCUGAUGAAACGAAUGACGUUGGAGUGAAGAAGACGAAGAAGAAGAAAAUUGGGCAUGGUCAGAAGCGAAGCAAUCCGUUUGCUACGGACGAGCCUAGCCUUAAGCGUCCGGUGGCUUUGGAUCUAAUGCCAGAGAAGGUGUUGAAGAGUAUGAUGACGACGUGUGGUCAGAUCUUGGUGAAGCUGAUGAAGCAUAAAUGGUCAUGGGUUUUUAACCAGCCUGUUGAUGUGGUAGGUUUAGGGCUUCAUGACUAUCAUGUGAUCGUGGAGAAGCCAAUGGACCUGGGUACUGUGAAGAUGAAUCUGGAAAAGGGUUUUUACAGAUCGCCGAUUGAUUUCGCUUCUGAUGUUAGGUUGACUUUCACCAAUGCGAUCUCGUAUAAUCCAAAGGGGCAAGAUGUUUAUUUAAUGGCUGAGAAGCUUCUGGGUCAAUUUGACGUUUGGUUCAACCCUACAUUGAAGAAAUUCGAGGCUCAAGAGCUGAAAGUUAUGGGAUCAUCUUCUCGUCCUGAACCUGAGCUUAUUCAGAGAGUGUGGAAUCAGAUUCAUGUGGCGGAGAAUGCAAGGAAAGGACCUGAACAGAUUUCUAUAGCUAAAAAGCUGGAUUCUGUGAAGCCACUACCUACAUUGCCUCCUUCUCCAGUAAUGGAGAUAACACGUGACCCAUCUCCUCCUCCUUCACCGGUUCAGCCACCACCACCACCACCUCCCCAGCCGGUUAGACAAGUCGAAACACCACCUGAAGUGGGUGAAACGAAUAAGGGAAGGAAAGGGAAGUUACCAAAGCCCAAGGCUAAGGAUCCAAACAAGCGGCAGAUGACAAUGGAAGAAAAGGGAAAGCUUGGCGUUAAUCUACAAGAAUUGCCUCCUGAGAAGCUUGGACAGUUGAUUCAGAUUCUUAGGAAGAGAACAAGAGAUUUGCCUCAAGAUGGUGAUGAAAUUGAGCUAGAUAUUGAAGCUUUAGACAAUGAGACUCUGUGGGAGCUUGAUCGUUUUGUCACUAACUAUAAAAAGAUGGCAAGCAAGAUCAAGCGACAAGGGUUUAUCCAGAAUGUGUCAACUCCACCAAGAAACAUGCCUCUGGUGACAGAAAUGGGAAGCGCUGAGAAGAGAGGGAGGAAAGGAGGGGAAGCAGGAGAAGAGGAUGUAGACAUUGGUGAAGAUAUACCAGUUGAGGAUUAUCCAUCAGUGGAGAUUGAAAGGGAUGGUACAGCCGCGGCUGCUAGUGGUGGCUCUAGUUCUUCUGGCAGCUCUAGUUCGAGUGGCAGUUCUUCAUCUAGUGAUUCGGAGUCAGGGAGUUCAUCAGGAAGCGAUUCGGAUGCGGAUAGUGUGCAAUCUCCAUUUGUGGAGGCAAAAGAAGCCCCGUAAUAAUUGUUGACCGUACGUUGAUAUAUGCAUAACAACUCGAGGAGACUAGAAUCAGAGAAUUUGGACGGAGGUGGAACUUCGGUGUAAAGGGAAAGGAAGCUAAACUCGAAAGAAAAGAUUUUAAGUUUUAGGGAAACAGUAGAUAGAGGAAAAAAUGUAAAGGGUAGUUAGAGAAUUUCUAGGUUGAGCAAGAGGUGGAAGAGUUCCUUUUCCUCUUUCAGAUUAAGGUUCUUUAGUUCUUUUAGAUUAUUGUUGACACCAUGAACAGAGGGUUGAGAGUGACUUAGUAAAAGAAAAGAUUGAGAACAGAGGGUUGGUUUGUUCCUUUUUUGUCGGGAAUGAGUUUGGUAAGAAGAAAGAAAUAUGUAAUGGAGAAUGUGAAAAUGGUUCGAAGAAAAAGUAUUAUCUUUGUUC